AUGCAGGCCGAGGACCGUGCCCACCGCGUGGGGCAGGGCCGGCCGGUCAAGAUCUACUACCUGGUCGCCCCGGGCAGCGCUGACGAGGACGUCUGGCGGCUCCUCAAUUCAAAGCUUCAGGUCACAGGGGCGGCCCUGGGUGACGGCCAGGCCCAUGUUGCGGCCCUCGACCUGCCAGGCGCGCCGCCGCGCUCGCGCACGCCCUCGCCGCCGCCCGGCAGCGAGGGGGCGGGGGCGGCGGGGCUGGGGGCGGGGGAACUCCAAUACGUGCAGCAGCAGCAGCAGCAGCAGCAGCAGCAGCAGCAGCAGCAGCGGCAGCAGCGGCAGCAGCAGCAGCAGCAGCAGCAGGCGGAUGAUGAUCUUGAUCUGGACGACGCUGACCUGGCGGCAGCCGACGAAUUCCUGUCGCAGCACGAGCAGCGGCUAUCGCAGCAGGGCUCCCAUGCAGAGCAGCGUGGGCAGGAGGAGCAGGGGCAAGGGCAGGGGCAGCAGCGCGCCCUCCAAGAGAUCGAGGGGGAGGCCGGCCGGGCCGUGUCUGCUACCAACGGCGGCUGCUGCGGCGGCGGCGACGCGGCCGCAGAAGCACGGGGCGGCACACAGGCCUCGACGCGGCAGACGAGCAACAACAGCUCACAGCCCGCGCCGCUGUCGCAGGCCGUGCUGUCUCAGGCUGAGCAGCCAGGGGGGCGGCGGCUGGUGCCGUCUGAGCACUCGGGGCCGCCGCCUUCGUUCGACAUCGAUUUGACGCAGGAGUGGCCUGCCGCGGAGGCUCCUGACGCCAUGGCUUGGGCUCAGUACACAUGGAUGAUUGUCAUCCACGGCAUUGUCGCCUUCAUCGAUGCCUAUGGUAUUGGCGCCAACGAUGUUGCCAAUGCCUUCGGCACCUCUGUGGGCUCCAAGACCCUCAAGCUCUGGAGCGCGGUGGUCAUUGCAGGAAUUUUCGAGUUCUUGGGUGCGAUGCUGCUGGGCGGCAACGUGACCAAGACCAUCGCGGGCGGCAUCGCCAAGACCUCCACCUUUGCUAAGUUCCCGGCGAUCUUCAUGUUUGGCAUGCUCGCCGCGGAGGUGGGCGCCUCCACCUGGAUCCUCCUGGCCACGUACCUGGAGCUCCCCGUGUCCACCACCCACUCCAUCAUCGGCGGCGUCGUCGGCUUCGCCCUGGUGUUCGGCGGCGGCAACGCGGUCACCUGGUACACCCGCACCGACAGCUUCCCCUUCAUUGGCGGCAUGGUGCCCGUGUUCGUGUCCUGGUUCCUGUCGCCCCUGCUGGCCGCCCUCAUCACCCUCGUCCUCUUCCUCGUGAUCCGCACGUUUGUGCUGCGCCGCAAGAACUCCACCUCGAUCUCCUACUGGGUGCUGCCCGUGCUUGUUUUCGUCACCAUCUUCAUCAACAUCUUCUUCAUCAUCACCAAGGGCGCCAAAAACCUGGUGUCCAUCCCCGUCGAGAAGGGCGCCUGGAUCGCCGCCAUCGCGGGCGCCGCCGCGGCCGUGGUCAGCUCGCUGAUCCUGUUCCCCAUCAUCCGCAAGCGCGUGAAGAGCCUUGACGAGGCCCCCACCUCCAAGGACGCCGAGGCCGGCGGCAAGCAUGAGGACGUUGAGACCGACCAAUUCCAGCAGAAGAUCGCCGACAGCCUGAAGCCUGUGGAGGUCGACCCCAACGACAAGUCGGUGGGCGCCUUCUUCAAGCGCUUCAGGAACGCGGCCCUGUCCGGUGUUACUGUGGACAUCCAUGAUGACGUGAAGGACGACCAGAACAUCAUGGCCAUGCACGACGACGCCGAGAAGUUCGACCCCCGCACCGAGGAGGUGUUCAAGAUUCUGCAGGUCCUCUCCGCCUGCGCCAUGUCCUUCGCCCAUGGUGCCAACGACGUCGCCAAUGCCGUCGGCCCCUUCGCCGCUGCCCUCUAUGUGUACGAGAACCUCAAGGUGCCCGGCAGCAACUCCGACGCCCCUAUCUGGGUCAUGGCCCUGGGCGCGACCGGCCUGGUGGUCGGCCUGGCCACCUACGGCUACAACAUCAUGCGCGUGCUGGGCGUAAAGUGCACCCACAUCACCCCGUCCCGCGGCUUCUGCAUGGAGACCGCCACCGCCCUGGUCAUCUCCGUCGGCAGCGUGUUCGGCCUGCCCCUCUCCACCACCCACACCAUCUGCGGCGCCACCGCCGGCGGCGGCAUUGCGGAGGGCCGCUGGAAGGCCAUCAACUGGGGCCUGUACCUCAAGAUGUUCAUCGGCUGGGUGGUCACCCUGGUCUUCGCGGGUCUGGUUACCGCUGUGGUGUUCUGCCUGGGCAUCUACACCCCCUCCCGCAUCGACGAGGCCGCCUUCAACGACCUGGUGCAGGCCAACAUCAAGGCCGCCAACGCCACCCUCAACUCCACCGUCGCGGCCUUCCCCGCCUCUGCCGCCGAGGCUGAGGCCCUCUUCAACACCACCGGCAAGAUCAGCGCGUCCGGCGUGUGGCCCGAGGCGUCGGCCGUGAUCGCCGCCACCCAGAGCGUGAAGUGGUUCGCCGGCAACCAGACCAAGGCCUAA
Molecule: messenger RNA, 2532 nt
Organism: Monoraphidium neglectum
Lineage: Eukaryota; Viridiplantae; Chlorophyta; Chlorophyceae; Sphaeropleales; Selenastraceae
Product: Phosphate-repressible phosphate permease
Exons: 16
Coding region: 1-2532 (843 amino acids)
Biological process (GO): phosphate ion transmembrane transport
Cellular component (GO): membrane
Molecular function (GO): phosphate transmembrane transporter activity
Source: RefSeq, a predicted model, not a curated record